AUGGCCUGUCAAGUGGAUAUCAAUAAUGUCUUCCUCCAUGGAUACUUAGAUAAGGACAUUUAUAUGCAAGCACCAGAUGAUUACUUUGUUCAACUAGCACAGGUUUGUAAGUUGAAAAUGUCCUUGUAUGGAUUGAAACAAGUAUUUAGGCAAUGGAACUUGAAAGUGACGAAUAAUUUGCUGUCUUUUGGCUUUGUUCAAUCUCCUUAUGUUCACUGUUUAUUUACUCAACAAACAAAUGUGGGAUUGGUUGCAUUAUUGGUUUAUGUGGAUGACAUUUUGAUUACUUGCUCAUCAAAACACAAGAUUGUAGAGAUUAAGAAAUUCUUAGAUGCUACAUUUACUAUUAAAGAUCUUGACCUUGCUAAAUACUUUCUUGGUUUAGAAAUUGCUCGUUCCAGUAUAGGAAUGUCUAUCAUUCAGCACAAGUUUAUUCUUGAAAUACAGGACACUGGACUCCUAUCCUGCUUCCUCUCCCCUGCCUGCAGACGUCUGGUGGGCAGACUCUUAUAUCUCAGCUUCACACGCCUUGACAUAUCCUUUGGAGCUCAACAGCUCAGUCAGUAUGUUCAUGCUCCUCGCCAACACCACUUGGAGGCAGCUCUGCAUCGGGUCCGCUAUUUGAAGGGAUGCCCAGAGAGUGGCUUGUUCUUCCCAGUCUCCAAUUCUUUCACUGUCUCUACGUACUGCGAUGCUGACUGGGCGAGUUGCACAGAUUCUCCAAGGUUUCUUACUGUAUUUUGUAUAUUUCUCAGCAAGGCGCUGAUUUCUUGGAAAACCAAGAAGCAAAUGAUUGUGGCUCGCUCCACAGUAGAAACUAAGUACCACAACUUAGGCUCCACCGUUUGCGAGCUACAAUGGAUCACUUAUUUGUUGCUGACUUCUGUAUUCAAGUCCCCAGUCCUAUUCCUCUAUACUCUGACAACCAAGUUGUAA
Molecule: messenger RNA, 936 nt
Organism: Sesamum indicum (sesame)
Lineage: Eukaryota; Viridiplantae; Streptophyta; Magnoliopsida; Lamiales; Pedaliaceae
Source: RefSeq, a predicted model, not a curated record